Messenger RNA from Salvelinus fontinalis (brook trout), 6925 nucleotides. RefSeq names its product sodium- and chloride-dependent transporter XTRP3A-like. Gene Ontology annotation, biological process: sodium ion transmembrane transport. The record is from RefSeq and is a predicted model, not a curated record. The transcript is spliced from 12 exons. Gene Ontology annotation, cellular component: plasma membrane. The coding region runs from base 3192 to 4994 and encodes 600 amino acids. NCBI's taxonomy places the organism in Eukaryota, Metazoa, Chordata, Actinopteri, Salmoniformes, Salmonidae. Gene Ontology annotation, molecular function: L-proline transmembrane transporter activity.
GGUCUAGGGCACUGCAUCGCAGUGCUAACUGCGCCACCAGAGUCUCUGGGUUCGCCCCCAGGCUCUGUCGCAGCCGGCCGCGACCGGGAGGUCCGUGGGGCGACGCACAAUUGGGCCAGCUUCGUCCGGGUUAGGGAGGGUUUGGCCGGUAGGGAUUUCCUUGUCUCAUCGCGCUCCAGCGACUCCUGUGGCGGGCUGGGCGCAGUGCGCGCUAACCAAGGGGGGCCAGGUGCACGGUGUUUCCUCCGACACAUUGGUGCGGCUGGCUUCCGGGUUGGAGGCGCGCUGUGUUAAAGAAGCAGUGCGGCUUGGUUGGGUUGUGCUUCGGAGGACGCAUAGAUUUCGACCUUCGUCUCUCCCGAGCCCGUACGGGAGUUGUAGCGAUGAGACAAGAUAGUAAUUACUAGCGAUUGGAUACCACGAAAAUUGGGGAGAAAAGGGGAUAAAAAAAAAAAAAAAAAAAAAAAGGGUGGAAAUUAUAGGCAAUUAGCAAGACACCCCCAAUAAAGGAGUGGUUCUGCAGGUGGUGACCACUUCUCAGUUCCUCUGCUUCCUGGCUGAUGUUUUGGUCACUUUUGAAUGCUGGCGGUGCUUUCACUCUAGUGGUAGCAUGAGACGGAGUCUACAACCCACACAAGUGGCUCAAGUAGUGCAGCUCAUCCAGGAUGGCACAUCAAUGCGAGCUGUGGCAAGAAGGUUUGCUGUGUCUGUCAGCGUAGUGUCCAGAGCAUGGAGGCGCUACCAGGAGACAGGCCAGUACAUCAGGAGACGUGGAGGAGGCCGUAGGAGGGCAACAACCCAGCAGCAGGACCGCUACCUCCGCCUUUGUGCAAGGAGGAUUAGGAGGAGCACUGCCAGAGCCCUGCAGAAUUACCUCCAGCAGGCCACCAAUGUGCAUGUGUCUGCUCAAACGGUCAGAAACAGACUCCAUGAGGGUGGUAAUGAGGGCCCGACGUCCACAUGUGGGGGUUGUGCUUACAGCCCAACACCGUGCAGGACGUUUGGCAUUUGCCAGAGAACAACAAGAUUGGCAAAUUCGCCACUGGCGCCCUGUGCUCUUCACAGAUGAAAGCAGGUUCACACGCACAUGUGACAGACGUGACAGAGUCUGGAGACGCCGUGGAGAACGUUCUGCUGUUUGCAACAUCCUCCAGCAUGACCGGUUUGGCGGUGGGUCAGUCAUGGUGUGGGGUGGCAUUUCUUUGGGGGGCCGCACAGCCCUCCAUGUGCUCGCCAGAGGUAGCCUGACUGCCAUUAGGUACCGAGAUGAGAUCCUCAGACCCCUUGUGAGACCAUAUGCUGGUGCGGUUGGCCCUGGGUUCUUUCUAAUGCACGACAAUGCUAGACCUCAUGUGGCUGGAGUGUGUCAGCAGUUCCUGCAAGAGGAAGGCAUUGAUGCUAUGGACUGGCCCGCCCGUUCCCCAGACCUGAAUCCAAUUGAGCACAUCUGGGACAACAUGUCUCGCUCCAUCCACCAACGCCACGUUGCACCACAGACUGUCCAGGAGUUGGCUGAUGCUUUAGUCCAGGUCUGGGAGGAGAUCCCUCAGGAGACCAUCCGCCACCUCAUCAGGAGCAUGCCCAGGCGUUGUAGGGAGGUCAUACAGGCACGUGGAGGCCACACACACUACUGAGCCUCAUUUUGACUUGUUUUAAGGACAUUACAUCAAAGUUGGAUUAGCCUGUAGUGGGGUUUUCCACUUUAAUUUUGAGUGUGACUCCAAAUCCAGACCUCCAUGGGUUGAUAAAUUUGAUUUCCAUUGAUCAUUUUUGUGUGAUUUUGUUGUCAGCACAUUCAACUAUGUAAAGAAAAAAGUAUUUAAUAACAAUGUUUCAUUCAUUCAGAUCUAGGAUGUGUUAUUUUAGUGUUGAGCAGUGUAUAUUUACCCCAAAAAGAUAUGGGGGAUUGGAAAUGAUGCAGACAAUUACAUUGAUGAAAGCAACAUUCUUUGCGCAAUAUUAAGCUGAUCCACCCCUAAAAAAAAUACUAAAUAAAAAUCCUUUAACAGUGAAUGAGUGAUGACCUUGAAAACACUCAAGACUGAUAGCUAUGUUCAACAAGUAUAUUAUUCUUUCUGCUUUAUCUAGCCCUAUUUGGGAUAUUUUACCUUGCCUUGCUAGCCUGAUAGGUAAUCCAUCUCAGAUGACAUCUGUUAUGUUUUAAAGAUGCAGUCCGGGAUCGUAAGAAUUUACAAAUUGUUAACAUAUUGUCUGAAUAAUUGGAAUUCAUAACAUAUCAUACCAUUUUUGUUUGCAAUUGGUUACAUAUCAUAAGAAAUUGAUAUUUUUUUUAAUGUAACCUUUAUUUAACUAAUGUAGUACACAAUUGAGCACAAUUUUCGUGACUGUUUAUGGUGGUGAGCACUACUUUAAAAACUACUGGUUGAAAUUAUAAAAAACCUUUGGAGCAUCACUUUAAUUUGCACAAACUGUUGCAUGCGAUCCUAAUCACUUCAUCAUCAGACUUUUCUGAUGAUGAACUGCGUGCGAAACUUUUAAUGACGUGUAAAUGGAUGAUGGUAAUGACCCCGUUGUACUCAUUGCUUGAGCCCACGUGGAUUGCAUAGACUAGUCAGAGAUUAUGGAGGAAUUUCUCUGAGCUAGCCUACUGGAAUAUUUUAACCGUGCCCACUCAAAACAGCGUUUCGCUCACUGAUGGAGCGGGAAAAAUAACUAACCAAUAGGAAGCAAGCGCCCAGCCCACGUCGAACUCUCGCAUACAUCGGCGGAGUGGAAAAAUCCAUCCCAAACAGGAGGAUGACCACAACCUGCAAUUGUCUGUCUGCGAAGUCAGAAACGGAGCAUAUUUCAUACAUAAACUAAAUGUGUUGAAGGAGAACAUUUGAUUACAUACCGCAGUUGAUUAAAGUAGAUUUUUUUGUUUAAUUCAAAUAAUGUUGUGUGCGAAGAACGCCUGAUUUCUUUGAGCGAUAAGAAAAAGGUAGAUUUAUUUAUAAAACCUAUAAUUUGCUUGUUUAUCAUUCAAGCAGAUAGGAAGAGAACACUACUGGCCAGCGUAUACAAAGGACGCUGUCAUUGGAUUUGUUCUAUUAUCCAGACAGGAGUGCCAUCCCUACUCCCGGUACUUCAGACUUAGGCUUGCUGACUGUCAAGGUUGUUCACUGGCACCGCACUGCCACCGACUCGACCAGACCUGAAAAUUGGCUUGAUUGUGUGCUCAGGACGCAACGAUGGGGAAGGACACCGCAAGAGCAGAGUGGGACAAUCCCAUGCAAUUUGUCCUGGCGUGUGUAUCAUACGCGGUUGGACUGGGAAAUGUGUGGCGUUUUCCAUACUUGUGUCAAAUGCAUGGCGGGGGUGGGUUCCUGAUCCCAUACAUGCUCAUGCUGGUCCUGUUGGGGGUACCCCUGUUCUACAUGGAGUUAGCCAUUGGCCAGAAGAUGCGUCUGGGCAGCAUUGGAGCAUGGAGAGCUAUUAGCCCCUAUCUGGGGGGAGUGGGUCUGGCCAGUGUUGUGACCUCCAUGUACCUAUGUCUCUAUUACAACGUCAUCAAUGCAUGGAGUUUCUGGUACCUCUUUCAUUCAUUCCAGUCGGUCCUGCCAUGGGCAGAGUGCCCGGUUAACAGCAACCUGACUGGCCAUGUGGAGGAGUGUGAGCGGGCCACGCCCACACAGUACUUCUUCUACAGAGAGACCCUGGACAUCUCCGGGUCCAUCGAGGAGAACGGAGGGAUUCACAUGGGACAGGCACUCUGCCUCCUGCUGGCCUGGAUUAUUGUCUACCUGUUCAUCGUCAAGGGGGUCAAGUCCACUGGAAAGGUGGUGUACUUCACAGCCACAUUCCCCUACCUGGUCCUCAUCAUCUACCUCAUCCGUGGGGUCACCCUUCAUGGAGCCAUCAACGGUGUAAAGUACAUGUUCACGCCCAAGAUGGAACAGCUGGCUAACCCCACUACGUGGAUCAACGCGGCCACUCAGGUCUUCUUCUCUCUGGGCCUGGGCUUUGGAUCCCUCAUCGCCUUUGCCAGCUACAACCAGUACAACAACAACUUUGAGAAGCAGGCCAUCGUCGUGUCCAUGGUCAACAGCAGCACCUCCAUCUUCGCCAGUAUCGUCACCUUCUCCAUCUAUGGCUUUAAGGCCACCUUCAACUACGAGAGCUGCCUGGAGAGAGUGCGACUGCUGCUCCUGAACACCUUUGAUCUAGCAGAGGACACCAUCAGUCUGGAGAAUGUCAACCACUGGAUCGCUGAGCUGAACAGGACACAACCAGAACAGUUUGCCAGUCUGGGAGGUAGGCUGGAGACCUGUGACCUAGAGGCUGAACUAGACACGGCUGUUGAGGGUACAGGCCUGGCCUUCAUAGUGUACAGUGAGGCCAUUAAGAACAUGCCCGUGUCUCAGCUGUGGUCUGUGCUCUACUUCAUCAUGCUGCUGCUGCUGGGCAUGGGCAGUAUGCUGGGCAACGUCAUCGCCGUCAUCACUCCCCUCAGUGACUUGAAGUUCAUCAGCCACUACAUGAGCACCAAAACACUCAAUGGUCUGGUGUGUCUAUUCUGCCUGCUGCUUGGCCUGGGCUUCACCACCCGCUCUGGGAACUACUGGUUCACCAUGUUCAAUGACUAUGGAGCCACCUUCUCUCUGCUCUUCAUCGUCCUCAUUGAAGUUAUCACCGUCUGCUACAUAUAUGGCAUCAAAAGGUUUGAGAAGGAUGUAGAAGACAUGUUAGGUCAUCGUCUUAACUGGUACUGGAAGAUCAUGUUGGCAGGAGUCAGUCCCAUCCUCCUCAUUGCACUAUUCAUCUUCUACAUCGUCAACUACAUCCAGGGAGGAACACCCACAUACCAGGCCUGGAACAAAGAACUGGGGAAGUCUGUGGUGACGGAGUAUCCUCCCUACGCCCAAGCCUUCAUUGGCCUCCUCCUAGCCUCCUCUGUCUGCUGUAUUCCUUUGACGGCCCUCUACACCUACUGUAAGAAGAGGAACCUGGCCAGUGGGAAGAGAGAGCGCACGGUCAGCACUGUGUCAGCGUAAAGACCGACGUAUUGGUUCACAGACGGAGUGACACAAGGCAGAGCUGCUACAUUACGGCUCUGAGACUGACUGGACCCGCUAGUUAUAGGAUCGACUGAUCGACAGCCUACCGUACGUAUCAUGGCUGUCUUAACAGAACCUCACUCUCCUGGUGCGGUGGUUCAUGCCACACCACAAACCAAAGGCCCUCUUUCUCCCCCUGGGGCAGGCUGGCUCUGCCGCUGUGCUGCUGGUGGACAGACUGCCAGAUCUAUACCUAGCAUUAGGCCUAGUCGUCCUUUGGCAACUAACACUUACUGGGUGAUAAUAACUUUUGUAUUUUGUAGUUGUGGUUCUGAGCAGGGCUUAGAACUACAUUCAAAAUAUUUCAGAAGUGAAGAAAGAACAAAUACUCUUGUCAAUGGUUUAUUGCAUUGUUUAAAGGCCCAGUGCAAUAAAAUAAAAUGAUUUCCUGUGUUUUAUACAUAUUUCCAGGCUAUGAGGUUGGAAUAAUACUGUGAAAUUGGGAAAAUUAUUAUAAUCCCCUUUUAGUAUAAGAGCUGUUUGGUGGGAUGGAGCGUGGUAAAUUAGUUAAUAGACCAAUAAGAAAGAGAGAUCCAAACCUCUGCAUAUAACAGCUUAGUUUUCUAUUUUCCCCUCCCCACUCAGACCACUCCAAGACAGUCCUAGCAAAAUUCUUGCUUGAGAAAUUGCUCUUUGCUAAGUAGCUAUUUUGGUUUCUUUUUGACCAUUUUAAAUGAAAACAAUCCCAGUAAGGUACUUAAUUGUAACCCAUAAAUGAUUUGAUAGUGAGAUAAAAACGGCUACAUUGGACCUUUAAUGUUUAGCUUUCAGUAGCAGAUUUUUGAGACAGUGUGUCAACCCUCUUUAUUUAAAGUUCCACAAAAUGUUUAAGAUAUUUUUUCCCUUAAAUGUCAUUAUGGAGAAGUAUUUUGUAUGCCAUUAGUUUACUGUAGAUAUUCUGUAGAUUACUCAAUGAGUUGUUAGAUAUGUUGAGUGCCUGGAUGUACAAGGCAGACCUCCGUCUGACUCGGUUAUGAUUGAAUACAGUCUGACUGGUGUCAAAUGACCAAGAACAACUUGUAGCAAUAGCUGUAUGUGAUAGUGUUUGCAAAGAUACUGAUAAUUUCACAUAUAACGAACAAAUCUCUAUGAACAGGACCAAGACCAUAUCUAUACCUAUGGGCUUUGUUGUCAAUCCACCAUCAGUGACUUCUAACCAGGAUCAUACUCAGUGGGGUGCAAUGUAACAGAAUGUUCAGAUAGUUAUAUAUUUUGUAGAACAUACACUAUUCUCUGUCUAAUGGAAUUGGAAAUCAUGUCAGCUCUAUAGGAAGCAUUUCUUUCUGCAACAUUCCCAGAACGUGUGAAAGUUUCUGUGCUCUUCUAAAUAGAAAGUACUGUAGUGUUGCACUGCUGUUAUAGAAUCCAUAUCAACUGGACUUAGGAUACAGCCCAAUGGCUAUGCACCAAUGUGCUGUGCAUAUUCACAAACAAAAACACAAUGUAGACCUACUCUUUUUACAGUCAAAUGUAUGGGUUAUCACAGAAACAAUUGCCAAACAUUUUGUAAUACUGUGAGCAUUUUUAAUGUGAACAAUUUGAAACAAUAACAGGGGCAAAACUUUCACUGGGAACGGAAUGACAUGCCCCACCACAUUCUGAAAUUGCAUUUUUGUCCCCUGCCGAUUUUGUCAUUGGAAUGUGAUACAGAAUGAGGCAACUGUGUGCUUUAGGACCAUGCAGAGGCCUCAGAGCGGUCGGGUAGGCUGUUUGGAGUGUUUAUUAUGUUGAAUACAGGUUGGUGUUAGUGUGAACCAAGUAUUGGUGUGAACAAUUAUUAUUUUAACUGUUGUACCACAAUAAUGGGUUCAUGUUUUAUAAGUAGUAUUUUCUAUGGUGAAAUUAUUAAAGACAUGAAGACAUUUUAA